UGAAAGUGUGACCGUGCGCGUGUGGAGAACACAAACUAAUGGUGGAGCAAAUAAUAAAGUAAAAUCGCGGAAUAAAAUGAUCUGUCGCCUGUGUCUGAACGCGCUGGACGAGCAGAGCGCGGUGCUGCUGUUCGGCGGCGCCGGCGGAGCCAGUGCGUCCGCUCCAGAUGACGAGGACGACGGCAAAGCGAUGCCGGAGAGCUACCUGGUCCAAUUGAUCUCGAUUCACUUGUACCUCUGCCUCUCCCGCGACGACGCCAUCUCCACCUGCAUCUGCAGCGAGUGCUGCUCGCAACUCGAGAGCUUCCACAACUUCUGGAAGCUGGUAGAGCUGAAGCAAACGACGCUGUGCAGCCAGUUCUUGGCCAUCGAUUGCGAUGUCAACUGGUCGGAGGACGGCACUGAACUGCAGCCAGAUGCGCAGCCCCAGUUGCUUUUGGAGCCGGCGGAGGAGCCCAAAGCCGUCACACCCACAACGGCCAAUAAGUUUCCUUGCAUGUUCUGUGAGAAAUCCUUCAAGAUGCGUCGCUACCUGGAGGAGCACAUAGCCACGCACACCGGCGACCGACCCAUUCCUUGUCCCUACUGCGAGAUGGCCUUCCGCUGCCGUUCGAAUAUGUACACCCACGUGAAGAGCAAGCACACGACGCAGUGGCUGAAGGCACGCGAGGAACGGGAUGCGGCCAAGUCAGGACAGAAUCACACGACGUCGGAGGAACCGGCUCCAGCUGCUACCGCUGCUCUCCCUGGAAUCCCGGCCCUGGCUGCUCCCCCUCCAAAUCAUGUUGUUUCCGGACAACCUGCUCUUCCUGCAACUACUACUCCUACUCCCACAGCUGCUCCCCUACCCUCAUCACCCACAAACCAACAGCUCCCGCUGUCCGUAAUCAAGAGCCAACCCAGCGAGGCAAUCAACCUCACCAUAACCAAGACCCCACCGUCCGCAAGUCGGGGCUCACGAAGUAGGGCCAGUCGCCGCAAGACUCACUCGCCCAAAAAGGUCCAGCACACUGAGGGCAGCGAUGCUAGCGACGAGGAUUCGCCCCAGAAGAGGCUCAAGGAGAACGAGCUGAUUCUGGCCAACUACAAUGCCGUGGCGGCGGCAGUCGUGGCAGCCGCUUCGUUCACGGACAACCCUGCAGGACAACCGGAUAGUUUGCAGCAGCGCCUGUGCGUCAGUCUGCUUCAACAGCAGCAGGAACAACUAUUCGCUGUGAUGUCGGCAACGGCUGCUGCAGCGGCGUCGGUGGGAUCCAGCAGUGCCACCACAACGACCACGACGACGGCAACAGGGACAAUGCUGGCUCAUCCAUACAGCAGCCCGCCUGCAGAGGCAGAAAAACGACAACCUGCUCCGCUACAGGCAGUCAUCCACGCCGCACCCGUCUCGGUCAUAUGUCCCAAUUGCGGCGAGCUUCCUGGACAGAAUCAUCGCUGCUUGAGCAAGCCCAAGUACGCUUGCGAGGUGUGCGGCAAGUGCUUCAAGAUGAAGCGGUAUUUGGAGGAACACUUUGCCACCCACACGGGCGUCAAGCUGCACACCUGCGCCUUCUGCCCCACGGAAUUCCGGUCCAAGUCGAACAUGUACCACCACACCAAGCGCAAACACAAAGCGGAGUGGGAACGGUCGCGGGCCUCGCGCUCAGCGGCCAAGGCGGGCGUCCAGGAGCAGGUGCAGCAUGCCAGUCCGCCACAGGCACAGCCAGGACCAGCUGCUGUCUAAAGCAAGCCAGAAUUCGGAGGCAGUGCAGUCGUAGUUUUAGUCUUUUACAAUUAAACUUAUAUUUUUUGCAUAUUAGCCAUACCGAAUACCGAUGUACUUAUCCGAAGUUUCGCGUACUCCACAAAGUCCCGGCGUUUCGGCGCCUGGCACCUAUUGUGUAUACUCUUCUCGUUCUCUAUAAUGCCUUAACCAGUUGGAUUGGAUCUGGUUAUAAAGUAAACAUUCAUUUCA
This is a messenger RNA of Drosophila rhopaloa, 1954 nucleotides long. RefSeq names its product zinc finger protein 865. The record is from RefSeq and is a predicted model, not a curated record. The coding region runs from base 77 to 1723 and encodes 548 amino acids. Gene Ontology annotation, cellular component: nucleus. Gene Ontology annotation, biological process: regulation of DNA-templated transcription. The transcript is spliced from 4 exons. NCBI's taxonomy places the organism in Eukaryota, Metazoa, Arthropoda, Insecta, Diptera, Drosophilidae. Gene Ontology annotation, molecular function: zinc ion binding; DNA-binding transcription factor activity, RNA polymerase II-specific; RNA polymerase II cis-regulatory region sequence-specific DNA binding.